Molecule: messenger RNA, 414 nt
Organism: Cylicostephanus goldi
Lineage: Eukaryota; Metazoa; Nematoda; Chromadorea; Rhabditida; Strongylidae
Source: the annotation of a GenBank genome assembly
AUGAAGCGCCUUGAAGCCCAGUAUGGGGUCAUCACACAACAUGUCAGCCAGCAAACACUCAUGAAGGCAAUUGGACAUAAGGGAGCAUUCAUGGUUCUUGGAAAUUUGUGCCUGAAGCUGAAUUUGAAACUUGGAGGAGUUAACCAUAACUUGCGGGUUUCUGAAAGUUUCCUCAAUGCGAAUUCUAAAUUACGCAACAUGGAUGCCACUCUUUUUCCCAAGACUCGUAUGUUUGUCGGAUUUGAUAUCAGCCAUGCUGGUCCUCAGUCAUUUGCUGAUCGUCAAAUGAAGAAGCCUCAGAGCGAGCCGACUGUAGUUGGGAUGGCAUUCACUGUUGGUGAACCAACAAAAAUCCGUGGAAGUUAUUGGAUGCAGGAACCACGCGAAGCCUCGAUCUCGAACAUUGCAGAGUAA